AUGUCACGAAUCAAGCGGGUGGGGAUUGGGUUCAUCAAAAACCUCCCUAAAGGAUACAAGGCUGAAAUGAUUGAGUUGAAUGAUCCAAAUGCCAUGCACAUCGACGCAACAAUUCUCCCUUUUUGCCAGGGCCUCCCUGUCUACAACCCGAAAAAGGUCACCGAGCAAGUCCGGAGGAAGCAUAUGGUGCAGGCUGAUUGGGAGCUUCGGCCAUAUCCCUUAACACCAGAAAACCGAGGGUCCCUCCCUCUUUAUAUGACCAGUCUAUGGCUCUGUCUGAAUGCGUUAGUGUUGGAUGGUCAAAACAUGGUGGUCGAGGCUAACUUUGAAGUCUCGUUUGGGUUUCCCAAGUCACAGCCCGCAGAUCAAGACAUGACCAGAACGCAGGAUGAUUCUGAUGACCUGUCUGCAAACAAGAUGAUUACAUGGGUUGAUCCGCAUACAAAAUUAGUCUAUCUCAUCAACCCUCGUCCAUACCCCGUCCAUUUGAACGUGUUAACAGUAUUGGAGGCUCAUUUCAUUGCACAACGGUUGAUUUAG
Messenger RNA from Penicillium antarcticum, 540 nucleotides. RefSeq lists its product as uncharacterized. Gene Ontology annotation, cellular component: mitochondrion. Bases 1 to 540 code for a protein of 179 amino acids. The record is from RefSeq and is a predicted model, not a curated record. Lineage: Eukaryota; Fungi; Ascomycota; Eurotiomycetes; Eurotiales; Aspergillaceae. Gene Ontology annotation, molecular function: amidinotransferase activity. The transcript is spliced from 2 exons.